CAAUCUCCCCUGCUUUCCCACCCCACACUCACAGCAACACAACACAUAAACAAAUGAAAUAAAAAAUAAAAAAGAGGCAUCUAAAAUUCCAAUAAUCCUAGCCUUAAAAACACAUUAUAAUGGUCUUUAAUUUAGUUGUUCUUGGAUCCGGAGAUUCUGGGUCUAAUUCCAUUUUAUUAAUCCCUUUGUAUUUAUAAUCAAACAUUUUACUUAUUUUAUCAAAAAAUUUCAAACUCUCUCUACUUCCUAAACAACUACUCCCUCUGCAAACAAACACAGGAAAACACGCAAUAAUAACAACUCCCUCUUACCUUAGUUUACCUCGAUCUCCUUCCUUUUUGGUCUGUGUGUGUUGUUCUUUUUCAUUGGACUUUGUAGCUUCUUCUAGGGAGAAGGACAGACAACAAGCUAUAUUCUUUUCACUAUAGCUUGUUAAUAAAACUUCUUAACAAUCAAUCCUCUUUGUUUAACCUUUGUAAUGCCUGUUAAACACCAUCCAUACCACCACCACCACCACCAAAACUACCACCACAACCACCACAACAGCCACCUUAUAAUCACUCUCAUUGUAUGGAUGUCCAUCGGAGCCACCCUCGCCGUAAACCCACAAGGCGAGGCGCUCCUUUCGUGGAAACAAACCUUGAAUGGAUCAAUCAAGGUAUUGAAGAAUUGGAACCAAAGUGAUCAAACUCCAUGUAAGUGGUAUGGUAUCACUUGUAACUUUAAAAAUGAAGUUACAGAGUUGAACAUAAGGUAUGUUGAUUUAUAUGGCAAUGUCCCUUCAAAUUUCACUUCAUUAUUCACCUUAACAAAACUUUCCCUUGUGGGCACAAAUCUUACGGGUACUAUCCCUAAAGAGUUAGGGUCACUCCCACAGCUAAAGUCCUUAGAUUUAAGUGACAAUACCUUAAAUGGUGAAAUCCCAAGUGAGAUAUGCAACUUACCCAACUUAGAACAACUCUACCUAAACACAAAUCAACUCGAAGGGUCAAUACCAAUCGAGCUAGGGAAUUUGACAAGAUUAUCUUGGUUAAUCAUAUAUGAUAAUCAACUAAGUGGGACAAUUCCAACCACAAUAGGGAAACUCAAAAACUUAGCAGUAAUAAGAGCAGGUGGAAACAAGAACAUUGAAGGGUCAUUACCAUUAGAGAUAGGAAAUUGUACUAACCUGGUAAUGCUUGGGUUAGCUGAAACUAGCCUCUCUGGUUCCCUUCCUUCAACCUUAGGCAACCUCAAGAAACUCGAGACGCUUGCUGUUUACACCGCCCUUAUCUCCGGCGAAAUCCCACCGGAGAUUGGUGGUUGUACUAAUCUCCAAAGCCUUUAUCUGUAUGAGAAUUCGCUCUCGGGAUCGAUCCCAACUCAGUUGGGAAACCUCAAGAGUCUGCAAAACUUGCUCCUAUGGCAGAACUCAUUGGUGGGCACAAUCCCUUCUGAGUUAGGGAAGUGUAGUGAUCUUGUUAUUGUUGAUGUAUCGCUUAACUCGUUGACAGGUAGCAUUCCUUCAUCAUUUGGAAACCUGACAAAUUUGCAAGAACUUCAGUUGAGUGUGAACCAGAUUUCAGGGACUAUUCCAUCUAGUUUGGGAUCAUGUACAAGUCUCACACAUAUCGAGAUUGAUAACAAUCAGAUAACUGGUGUGAUCCCAUCUGAGUUGGGACAGUUAACCAAUCUCUCUCUCCUCUUUUUGUGGCAGAAUAAGCUAGAAGGGAACAUCCCACCAAGCUUGGGGUACUGCAAGAAUUUGGAAGCCAUUGAUUUGUCAUCCAAUAGCUUAAAUGGGGUCAUUCCUAAAGGGAUUUUCCAGCUUCAGAAACUCAAUAAGUUGCUGCUUUUGUCCAACAAUUUGUCGGGUCCUAUCCCUAAAGAGUUGGGACAGUGUACUUCAUUGAUAAGAUUCAGGGCAAAUAGUAAUAAACUCACUGGGGCAAUUCCUCGAACAGUUGGUGGGCUAGUCAAUUUGAACUUUUUCGAUGUUGGGGAUAACCGGAUUACUGGAGUUAUACCGGAGGAAAUAUCCAGUUGCCGGAAUCUCACCUUCCUUGACCUGCAUUCCAACUCCAUUUCAGGGUCUUUGCCGGUGAGUUUGAGCACUCUUUUCUCUCUCCAAUUUAUUGAUGUUUCUGAUAAUAUGAUUGAAGGGCAGUUGAGCAGCAAGAUUGGGUCGCUGAGUUCACUCACGAAACUCGUUCUGAGGAAGAAUAGACUCAAUGGAUCUAUUCCGAGUGAGAUUGGGUCUUGUUCGAAGCUUCAAAUGAUUGAUCUCAGUAGUAACCAGUUUUCCGGCGACAUUCCGGCGACAGUUGGGAAGAUUCCGGGGCUUGAAAUAUCUGUUAAUCUUAGCUGGAACCAACUUUCCGGCGAAAUCCCGUCGGAGUUCUCGGCUCUGACCAAGCUUGGGGUGUUAGACCUUUCUCACAACAAGUUGUCCGGUGACUUGUAUUCUCUUGAACCCCUUCAAAAUCUUGUGAUGCUAAACAUUUCCAAUAACGAGUUCUCGGGAAAUGUGCCCGAUACGCCGUUUUUCUCGAAGCUCCCGUCACCGAUGCUAGCCGGAAAUUCUGGUCUUUGUCUUGUCGACGGCGAUCCACGUUGCGCCACCAAGAGAGGUGGUGCCGGUAGAAAGGUGAGGGUGGCUAUGGCGGUGCUUCUCUCCGUGGGGUCCGUCCUCCUCGCGGUUGUUCUCUACAUUAUAUUCGGCGGGGCCCGGGGUUUACGUAGGGAUGACAUGGAAUCCGCCGAUGAUGACGUGGAAAUGUGCCCGCCUUGGGAGGUCACAUUGUAUCAGAAACUCGACCUCUCGAUAACCGACGUGGCAAGGUGCAUGACACCUGGCAAUAUCAUCGGCCGAGGCCGGUCCGGUGUCGUCUACCGAGUAACCCUCCCGUCGAACUUGAGUGUCGCCGUCAAGAAGUUUCGGUCCUCAGAUAAGACCUCGGCCGCGUUCUUCUCGUCCGAGAUAGCCACCCUAGCAAGGAUUCGACACCGGAACAUUGUUAGGCUAUUGGGAUGGGCAGCUAAUAGGAAGACUAAGCUUUUGUUUUACGAUUACGUGAUUAACGGGACCCUUGGUUCGUUGUUGCACGAGAGUGGCACAGGAACUGAUGCGGUCGUGGAGUGGGAGACUCGGUUCAAGAUAGCGUUGGGUGUCGCGGAGGGACUUGCUUAUUUGCACCAUGAUUGUGUACCGGCGAUUGUUCACCGAGAUGUUAAGGCACAUAACAUAUUGUUAGGUGAUCGGUAUGAAGCUUGUUUAGCUGAUUUUGGUCUUGCUAGGCUUGUGGAAGAUCAAAGUGGGUCAUUGUCUGAAAGUCCACAACUUGCUGGAUCAUAUGGGUACUUUGCUCCUGAGUACGCAUGCCCUGUAAAGAUCACGGAGAAGAGCGACGUGUUCAGUUACGGCGUAGUUUUACUCGAAAUCAUCACCGGAAAAAAACCCGUCGACCCGUCCUUCCCGGAAGAACAACAACAUGUAAUCCAAUGGGUUAGAGCCCACUUAAAGAGUAAAAAAGACCCCGUUGAAGUCAUUGACACAAAACUACAAGGCCAUAGGGAUACACAAGUUCAAGAGAUGCUACAAGCGUUAGGAAUUGCGUUACUAUGUACUAGUAACCGUGCUGAAGAUAGGCCUACGAUGAAAGACGUUGCUGUAUUAUUGAAAGAGAUUAGACAUGAACCUAUAACGGGGAAUGAGACAUGUAAGGCAACUAGUAACAUCUCAAAAAAGAAAGAGGAUCAAUCUAAUUCGUCGUCGACAUCGGUUGUAACGUCGUCGCAAUUGUUGUUUAUGCAAGGAUCGUCGAAUAGUUCAUCACUUGCUAAUUACUCAUCUUCGUCCCCAACUUACCUAUCACAUAAUCAAUAAUUUCGUGAUUAUGGAUGAGGGUUUUUUGGUUUUAGUUACGUUAAUUAAGAUUUGUAUUAAUAGAUAGGUAGAUAGAUAGGAUACUAGGGUGCUUGAUAAGAAAUUGUAAAGUGCUAGUUAGUGACAUUAAUUAUGUAAUGUAUGAUAGACAUGAAGAUGAGCAACUCAAGUGUACAGUGAAUUUAUAUGAUUAGUUUUUGGUGAUAUUAUAAGGCUACGUUCUCUUUACCUGGUC
Spinacia oleracea (spinach) is the source of this 4100-nucleotide messenger RNA. Its product is annotated as leucine-rich repeat receptor-like serine/threonine-protein kinase RGI4. Gene Ontology annotation, molecular function: protein binding; protein kinase activity; ATP binding. Gene Ontology annotation, biological process: protein phosphorylation. The coding region runs from base 479 to 3865 and encodes 1128 amino acids. The transcript has 2 exons. The record is from RefSeq and is a predicted model, not a curated record. Lineage: Eukaryota; Viridiplantae; Streptophyta; Magnoliopsida; Caryophyllales; Amaranthaceae.